Messenger RNA from Rotaria sordida, 1167 nucleotides. NCBI's taxonomy places the organism in Eukaryota, Metazoa, Rotifera, Eurotatoria, Philodinida, Philodinidae. The record is from the annotation of a GenBank genome assembly.
AUGAGAACAAAAGUAUACGUAAAUAUCGAUCAUAUAAUUGCUGUACAAAUUGGUCAACAAAUAACAAAUAAACUCGAAUGGAUUUAUAAUCAAUGGCAACGAAUUCUGGAUAAACAAAUGUCAUUAGAACAAGAAAUUCCAAUAAAACAAAAAUGUCUUCAAUGGAUCAAAGUUGGUGAUAAGCCAUUCCAGUUUACAGACUCAGCUCUCGUCACACAACCAAAAGAUUUGGAACAAAAUGAUGUGUUGAUACAAGUUUAUUCAGCUGGUGUCAAUCCUAUUGAUGGAAAAAUGGCUGCAGAAAAUAUAGCACACGUUAAAUUACCAGCAGUUGUUGGUUACGAUGUCAGCGGAACAAUUGUUGGGAUUGGCAGUAGUGUUAAAGAUUUUAAGAUUGGUGACGAUGUUCUUGGUUGUCUGACUUUUAAACGUGGUGGUGGAUUUCAACAGUAUUGUGUUACAGAUGAAAGUGUUCUCAUUAAAAAAAACCCUGGAGUUAGUCAUGAACAAGCUGCUUCACUAGGAGUUGCAUAUCUUUCAGCGUUGGAUGGUCUUCAACAUGUAAGAAAUCAAAUACAAGGAAAAUCUGUUUUUGUACCUGGUGGAUCUGGAGGAGUUGGUCAUUUUAUUGUACAAAUUUGUAAAAUCUUGGGUGCCUCACCAUUAAUUGCUUCUGCAUCGAAAGAAGAAGGAAUUAAAUUACUGAAAGAAACUUACCAUUGUGAUCAUGUUAUCAAUCAUGCUAAAGAGGAUGUGGUUGCCAAAAUCCAAGAAAUUACUGUUGGUCAAGGUGCACAUAUUGUCUUUGAUUCCACAUAUAUAUCAUCAAGUUUUGAGAAAUCGAUUCGUUCAACAGCCAAUGGUGGUUCGUGGAUUGUUUUAGGAAAAUUCGCCCAAGAAGGUAGUGUAGAAGAACAAAUAUGCCAACAACAGAAUGUGAAAUUGAUACAUGCUGACUUGGGAAAGUAUUCAGCAAAACCUGAAUUUGAAGCAAAACGUUCCGAAUUUUUUCGACAAGGAUUAAAAGAAGCUUGUGAAUGGAUAUUACAAGGAAAAUUAAAACCAUAUAUUAAUCAACAACCAACAAUUGAAGAGCUAGAAACAGCAAUUGAAAAAUUGAGAAAAGGACAAAGUGGAUUUGGAAAAGUUGUAGCUAAAAUACAUUAG